Molecule: messenger RNA, 564 nt
Organism: Helobdella robusta
Lineage: Eukaryota; Metazoa; Annelida; Clitellata; Rhynchobdellida; Glossiphoniidae
Exons: 4
Coding region: 1-564 (187 amino acids)
Molecular function (GO): calcium ion binding
Source: RefSeq, a predicted model, not a curated record
AUGACAACUCCCAUCGAGAAAUUGAGAGCAAGAUGUUUGGAGAGAGGGGCAAGUGGGAUAAGAAUGAUUGGCAGGGUUUUCAAGACUUUUGAUGACAAUGGAAACAAGAAGUUAGAUAAGGAAGAGUUAGCCAGUGGGUUACAAGAAUUUGGAAUGAGCAUGUCCAAGUCAGAAGUGGAUCAACUGUUCAAUUAUUUAGAUAAGGACAACAGUGGUUCUAUAAACUUUGAUGAGUUUCUCAUUGCUUUAAGGCCACCAAUGUCUGCAUCUCGUGUUGAUCUGAUAAACAAAGCUUUCAACAAGAUGGACAAAUCAGGUGAUGGACAAUUGACAGUUGAUGAUUUGAAAAAGAACUAUGACGUCACUCAACAUCCAAAGUUCAAAACGGGUGAGAUGACUAAAGAUCAGAUAUUGAAGGAGUUUUUAGACAAUUUUCAGGCUGGGUCAAAAAUGGAUGAUAUAGUGACCAGAGAUGAGUUCACAAAUUAUUACGCUGGUGUCAGUGCAUCUAUCGAUGAGGAUGUGUACUUUGACUACAUGAUGAGGCAGGCCUGGAAGUUGUAA